Messenger RNA from Jaminaea rosea, 2567 nucleotides. Its product is annotated as alpha/beta-hydrolase. Lineage: Eukaryota; Fungi; Basidiomycota; Exobasidiomycetes; Microstromatales. Bases 219 to 2120 code for a protein of 633 amino acids. Gene Ontology annotation, biological process: lipid metabolic process. The record is from RefSeq and is a predicted model, not a curated record. The transcript has a single exon.
AAACAAGACACGAGCCAAACGGCACGCGAGUCAAGGAUGUUGUUGGACUGCUCUUUCGCAGCAUCAUCAAAGGCCGAUGUCGGCGUCCGAUUGAACUGGGCCCCGCUCCGCCCCCGCCUCCACCGGCACGGACGGACGGACGGACCGGCGGAGACGUGCAUGAGGGGGCUGCGAAGAACACCUUGCACUGAAAUUCAAACGGAGCAAGAGCAACGGUAAUGGCCAAGGAGACGACGACGACGACCAAGACGAAGCAGGGACCGACGUCGGCUAUGGACGAGCUAGCACGGCAGCUGCGCCUGAUCCACCACGAGAGCUGGAUCAGCUUGAAGGAAAGGACGCGUAAGAAGACUUGGAAGCUAGCCGCUCUAUACCGGCGAGAUGAGACCAGCAAGGUCAAUGGCAACACCUCACGGAGUCACGGCCUUCGCAGCACCCCAGCAUACGAUUCCAUCGACACAGUCAUCGAUUUCCUCGUCCAAUACAAUCGCUGGCUUUUCCAGACAUGGGGCCGUGUCUCUUUGACCACUGUGACCCUCUCCCUUUUCACCCGGCCCUUCGACCUCUUCGUCCUGUACCUCUGGGCUUCGGUGACGACUCUGCUCCUUACUUUGCUACUCGUCCUCGAUAUACUGAUCAUCCUCUUUCCAACUACUGUGGGCUCAAUCUUCGAUGCCGCUACGGACUACCUCAUCGCUGGACGGCAGGCGGAGUCCAUGAAGCCAGGGGAGCAACACCGCGUCUUAUGGACCCAUUUCCCAGCAGAGGUCAGGCAAGCAGCUUUUCUCUCCCUGUCUGCCCCGUCUACAGCACAAUCGAGUUCAAACUUUCCAGAGGGCGACGAAGGCAACACGCACGUAGUGGAUCUCGACGUCAGCAAGCUCCUACUAGCCUUGAGCGCUCUCAUCUACACGCGCCGUCGAAAAGUUGUGAGCGAAAGCUUGCUUCUCUCCUCUCCACCACCCUCCGACCCCACUCUCGACCCAGACAUUACCAUCAGCGAGACUGCCUCUGCGUGCUUCGGGGGCUUACAUUACCAGCCCAUAUGCGAGCUCGGUCACGGUCGCUCCUCAACGUCGCCAGGCGCACCGGUCGCGGGACUGUUCUACCACCCCAGUCACCCCAACUUCAUAGUCUUGGCAUUCAAAGGCACAAGCCCAGCAGCUUUCAGCGAAUGGGUGGUCGACUUCGACUAUCGGUGGAUAGAUGCGAGUCGCUACCUUGGCCCAGGGUAUGGGCAGGUGCAUCGCGGAUUCUACGAGUCAUUCUUCCCCACUGGGAAUGGCAAGGAGGAUGCGUACAAAAAUGGGGUGACGCCUUAUGAGCUGAUCCGGCGAGCAAUUGUUGCUACGGCUGGGACACUGAGAAGGCUCAACGGAGAGAGGGAGGUGAAUGUCUACGUGACGGGACAUUCGUUGGGAGCAGCCCUUGCGAGCAUGUGGUACGCUCGUGCAGUGCAGCGACCAGGCGACUUUGCAAACGCCAGUUCCGGCUCUUCAGCAGGGCAAGCUCUGGCCGUGAUCCGAGACUUGCACGUGUAUGGUGCUCCCAUCUUCGGCGACGUACAUGCUGUCAACUCCUUCAACUACCGGCUCAAUGAGGACGACCCCGGCGAGCUCUCCAGCCAGAGUACACCGCGACCGCAGUCCUCCUCCACCCCUCCUGCCCGCAACCUCCGCCGAGAAGCCUGGCGCCUCGUAAGCCACCGAGACGCAAUAGGCACGCUCAUCCCCUCAUUGGGCGACGACGCAGGCGGAGCAACAGAUGUGGACGCCGCACUGAGCGCUUCGAACUCGUUCAACUACGCGCACGUAGGCCAGGAGAUUCAAUUGCGAGCCUCUCCCCAGCUCUCGUACACGGGACCGGGAACGACGCUUGUGAGAGGUACCCCCGUACGCAUCGUUUCAUCAGCGGUGGGGACUGCAGCGCCCUGGCGACUGGACGUGCCCCGCCUCUUGGUGAAGGCGCAGAAAGUUGUGCCUGUGCUGGGAAGGCUGCUGGCACAUGCGCCGCUGCUCUAUGCGCAGGAGCUGAAUAAGGUGAAGACCAAUGCCGGUAGUGGCAGGGUGGGAGACGAUGAGCAGGCUUUACCGUACGCUGAUUUUAAGUUCUUGCAGUGAGGGUAAAGGGCCACGGCGAGCGCGGCCACGACGCUCUGCCUGUCGGCCUGCUCGGCCUCUCCACGUCAUGAAUGGUCCGGAGGCGCAAUUAUCAGCAGCAUCAAGUGUACAAUAUCUGAAUUGCAAUCAAUUCAAUGAAUGGAGACGCGUGUAUCUAACUGAGCAGGCGGGUGGAUGUUAACCCGCGUCCGACACCUCAAUUCGGCUUAUCCCUCGAUCCGGGAUAACGUCCGUGGUAGCCCAGCUGUGCGCGCGAAAAAGCAACGACGUAAAUCAGCCUCCUGUGCUCGUCACCACUAAUUUCUUUCACCACGCAAACUUACCCUCCUGUGCACCUCGUCAGCCCAUACAUUCAUCUUCCCAACCUGAUCGUCCAUAUUCUCCAUCCUCCCCCUCAAGUCGCCGAUCACCUUCUCGAGCCUCUCGCGCUCGGCUCGCCACUCCUCG